Mustela erminea (ermine) is the source of this 1672-nucleotide messenger RNA. It is a transcript of the gene COPS3, whose product is annotated as COP9 signalosome subunit 3. Bases 124 to 1395 code for a protein of 423 amino acids. Lineage: Eukaryota; Metazoa; Chordata; Mammalia; Carnivora; Mustelidae. The transcript has 12 exons. The record is from RefSeq and is a predicted model, not a curated record. Gene Ontology annotation, cellular component: COP9 signalosome. Gene Ontology annotation, biological process: ubiquitin-dependent protein catabolic process.
CCGGCGGAAGUGACGUCGGGUCGCUGUUGAGGCCCUGUGGAGGAUCGGCGCGGCCCCUCCUCCCAGAGCGGCCGCCUUUUCCCGCGUGAGCUGCCUCUGCUGCUCGGGCCGCCGCGGGGAAACAUGGCGUCUGCCCUGGAGCAGUUCGUGAACAGUGUCCGACAGCUCUCGGCUCAAGGGCAAAUGACUCAGCUUUGUGAACUGAUCAACAAGAGUGGGGAACUCCUUGCAAAGAACUUAUCCCAUCUGGACACUGUGCUCGGGGCUCUGGAUGUACAAGAGCACUCCUUAGGCGUCCUUGCUGUUUUAUUUGUGAAGUUUUCCAUGCCUAGUGUUCCUGACUUCGAAACGCUGUUCUCACAGGUUCAGCUUUUCAUCAGCACCUGUAAUGGGGAGCAUAUUCGAUACGCAACAGACACUUUUGCUGGGCUUUGCCAUCAGCUGACAAACGCACUUGUGGAAAGGAAACAGCCCCUGCGAGGAAUUGGCAUCCUAAAGCAAGCCAUAGACAAGAUGCAGAUGAAUACAAACCAGCUGACCUCAAUACACGCCGAUCUCUGCCAGCUUUGUUUGCUGGCAAAAUGCUUUAAGCCUGCCCUUCCAUACCUUGAUGUGGACAUGAUGGAUAUCUGUAAAGAGAAUGGAGCCUAUGAUGCAAAGCACUUUUUAUGUUACUAUUAUUAUGGAGGGAUGAUCUACACCGGGCUGAAGAACUUUGAAAGAGCACUGUACUUUUAUGAACAGGCUAUAACUACUCCUGCCAUGGCGGUCAGUCACAUCAUGUUGGAAUCCUAUAAAAAGUAUAUUCUAGUUUCGUUGAUAUUACUUGGAAAAGUACAACAGCUACCGAAGUAUACGUCUCAAAUUGUGGGUAGAUUCAUUAAGCCUCUUAGCAAUGCGUACCACGAGUUAGCACAAGUCUAUUCAACCAAUAAUCCCUCAGAACUCCGCAACCUGGUGAACAAGCACAGCGAGACUUUUACUCGUGACAACAACAUGGGCCUGGUGAAGCAGUGCCUGUCUUCUCUUUAUAAGAAGAAUAUUCAGAGGCUAACCAAGACCUUUUUAACAUUGUCGUUACAAGAUAUGGCAAGUCGUGUGCAGUUAUCUGGACCUCAGGAGGCAGAGAAAUAUGUCCUACACAUGAUAGAGGAUGGUGAAAUUUUUGCAAGUAUUAAUCAGAAGGAUGGUAUGGUCAGUUUCCAUGAUAACCCUGAAAAAUAUAAUAACCCAGCCAUGCUUCAUAACAUCGACCAGGAGAUGCUGAAGUGCAUUGAGCUGGAUGAGCGACUGAAGGCCAUGGACCAGGAGAUCACCGUGAACCCCCAGUUCGUACAAAAGAGCAUGGGAUCACAAGAAGAUGAUUCUGGAAACAAACCAUCUAGUUACUCUUGAAACUAACAUCCAUCCUGAGUUAGAUGAGAGAAAUUUAUCACCUUGGCCAGUGGCACGUGUUAGGAGGGCAGCAGGGAGGACCAAGCCUGUUUGACCUGGACAUUAAGAGAUUACAUUUUGUUUUGACAUCUUCAGUCCUAUGUGCUUUAAGAAAACCAUUCUCUCUGCCACGAAAGGAAAAAAAAAUCCAAACUUCAAAGUCUGUUGUGGAUUUAUUUAUCCUCAGAUUAAUGUUGUUAUUGCAUUAAAUCUACCUUUUUGUUUUAAAUUACUCGAA